Messenger RNA from Striga hermonthica, 1059 nucleotides. The record is from the annotation of a GenBank genome assembly. Lineage: Eukaryota; Viridiplantae; Streptophyta; Magnoliopsida; Lamiales; Orobanchaceae.
AUGGUGGACUCACAGUCGCCGCCCAUUCCACUCAUCCUCUCGCCGUGCAGCAGCGGAAGGCGGAGCAGCUGCGACUCCAAAUCGCCGGAAUUCGAGUUUUGGAUGGUCAGAAAUCGGGUCAAUUUCCCCCAGCCCGAUCUCCUCUCCGCCGACGAGCUCUUCUCCGACGGUUUCAUCCUCCCCCUCCGCCUGCUGGAUGUAUCAAACGAUCCUCCGCCGCCGCAGGCGGAGGCGGCGACGGAGGAUUGUGAUGGUAUCGGGCCGGAUCGGGCUCCGGAUCCCGAACCUUUGACGGUAAACGAAUUGCCGGCUACUUCCAAGCGCUGGGGGAACAUAUUCCAUAAAAUUAGGGAAAAAAGGGGGUUAGAUUCGUCUCCGGGUGGUGGCAGCGGCGGCGGCGGGGAAGAUCGGAGUACGAAGGAGAAGGAUUUGGUCGGCUGUGUGAAGGAGAAGAGGCGAGAUCAGAAGAAGGUUAGCGGCGGUGGAGGUGUAGCCGCCGCCGCGGAGCUGAAUAUCAACAUAUGGCCGUUCUCGAGGAGCAGAUCCGCGGGAAACGGCGGUAAUCGGCCGCGAUCGGCGGCGAAUAGGAAGGUGAGCAGCGCGCCGUGCUCCCGGAGCAACUCCACGGGUGAGUCCAAGCUCAGGAAGUGGCCGCCCAACAGCCCCAGCAGGGGCGGAGGGGUGCAUUUGGGCAGGACCAGCCCCGUCCUGCAGAUCCGCCGCGGCGGUGGCAGCGGAGCCGGGCGGAGGACGGAGGCGUAUCUGAGCGGCGAGGGAGGCGGCAAGGGGGAAGGGAGCGAGGGCCGCCGGAAAGUGAAGGCGCCGCCUAGCAGAGGCAGGGGAGUCUCGAGAGGCAGAGUGUUGAGUUUGAAUGUGCCGAUGUGUAUUGGUUAUCGUCACAAUCUGAGUUGCAAAAGCGAUGAGAACAGCGCGCUUGGUGUCGCCGCCGCCGCGGCCGCGGACGCCGGCGGUCAGGCCGGAGGCGCCGUCGCCGGUGAAGGUGCACGUAGAGGUCAUUUGUUUAACAUCAAGAGUCUGUUUACCAAAAAAGUUUAUUGA